Messenger RNA from Rubroshorea leprosula, 2390 nucleotides. The record is from the annotation of a GenBank genome assembly. NCBI's taxonomy places the organism in Eukaryota, Viridiplantae, Streptophyta, Magnoliopsida, Malvales, Dipterocarpaceae.
UUACCUUCGCUUCAAAUUUUCUAUUGAAUUGCUACUAAACUUCUGCGGUUUCGUGCGGUUUGCGUUUUAAUCCAGACUUCAACAGCAGUUUCCAAGACCAAAAAUUAGAAAUUAAGAUGUCUUCAGACGAGGCUAUGAGUGUGGUGGGAAGUGAGGUAAUGCCCCUGGAGUAUGGUGGCAUGGAUUCGGAGACCAGUCCGUCUCCAACGAGUUCGGAGAGGACAGUGGAGGAGAGGGGAGAAGAAGUAGUAGUAGGGGAGGAAGAAGAGGAGAUUCCCUCAAACGUUUUAGAAUCUGGGGGUGGCGUGGAUGGGUGCUAUGACCCAGACUUAGAGAUAGUGUCUGAAGUGAGGGGGUAUGUGAGCGAGUUAGGUAGUAGGAGUAGUCUUGGGGGGUUAGUGGGAAACUGUAGCCUUCCCCACCAUGUCCUAAUCCGGCCGGCCGGGGUGAAUGAGAGGGCAUGCUCAGCACCCCGUGACCACUGGAUGCCCAUAUACCUGCACUAUUUGAUUGCAGGGCUUAGGUUUCCCAUUCCAGAAUUACUGGUUGGGUUGUUAUUAGAUUACAGCAUAGGAAUAACCCAGCUAACUCCCAAUGCCAUGAGGGUAGUAAUAGGUUUUCUUGUAUACUGCAGAGUUCGGGGGGUUGGGUUUCCAACUGUAAAUAUGUUCAAACAUUUUUUUAUUAUUAAGGCUGGGGGUAGAGGAGAGAAGGGAUGGUACCACUUCGGUCCUCGGUCGUCCAGCAAAGAGAAUAAGAAUUUAUUCUCUCCUGGACCGUCAUCCAUCAAAGGGUGGAAAGAAAAUUUCUUCUUUGUGGAUGACACCGAGUGGAGUAGGAGGGAUUCCGAAGUGGAACAGUUGUCUGCUUGGAAAGCGAAGAAAGCUAAGCAGAACAACUAUAAAUUAAAUGAGGAUGAGGCGGAAGAGGUGGAGAAGCUGGUGAGGGAGGAUGGAGACGUGGUGGACAUCUUAUACCUCACCAGUUCGCAGGCAAUAGAGGCUGCUGAGCUCUAUGGGCCAAGCUCAUUGAGCGAAGCUGAGAUGGAGGAGUUUACAAAUGCUGCUGGGGGCUUGCGCAUCCCUAAAAAGCCUAGGAAGAAGUCAAAGACUACAACUGCGGCUGAGAGGGAGGUGACAGGGCGAUUGACCAGCAGCUCUACCCAUGCUGUAGAGGUGCAUCCAAGGCCGGAGACUACCAUGGGUGGCAGUGAAGAGGUGAGUGGUGAGAUGGCACCUCUUCAGAGGAAGAAGAGGAGGGUGGCAGAGCUGGGAACUGAGGUGGUGGAGUUCGUACCCCAACCUUCUCCUCCAGAAGUCACUCCUGAACACGGGGGGAGAGGAGAGGUCGAAGUGCGAGGGUUUGAUGGGGGCAGGGAGCGCACCCCUCCGCACAUAUACCAGAAAAGUUUGUUUGAGGCGAAACACUUCCUCAACGCUACCCUUCCUGAGGUGGAUAGGAUGCGGGCGAAGGACGAGGUGGUUAGCCACGCAGGGUAUACCAUUGUGAGGCAUGCCUUGGAGACAAACGCUCUAGCGCAGGAGUAUGCAGAGAGCGUUAAAGAUCGUGCCAGCUUGCAAAGGCAGUGCGACCAAUUUCAAAGGGAGAAAGAUGAGCUGCAGAAGGAGAAGGUGGAGUGGGAGAAGCAGAAGAGGGAGAUGCAGAGGAGGCUGGAUGAAGUGCUCCCUUCAGUGACCGAGCUGCAGAACGAAAAUGACGUCCUAAGCACGAAGCUCGACCUCGAAGAACGUAAAAGGAAGAUCUGCGAGGAGAAGUUCGAGGCUCAGGACAAAUAUAUGGAUAAGAUGAGGAAAGCAGCUGUGGAGCUGAAGAAGAACGUGGACACGCUCGUUCACAAUGGGAUGGAGGAGCAUAUUGGCAACUUCCUCAACUCCGGCACCUUCAAAGACAUUCUCAAUCUCUACCGGCUGCCGACUGCAAUCGUGGCCUUCACCGAUUGUAGAAAGAAAGUGAAGGCCCAAUACCCAGAGGUGGACGUGACAACAGUCAUCUUUGGGGAACAAGAAGAAGGGGUGGAGGAAGAUGGGGAGAGCCUCUGUGCUGACUUCCUACCUCAGAUAACUCUGAAGUGGGAGCGUGAUGCAGAGGGGCGCACUAUUUUUCCUCCAGCCUAUGACGCUGAGUUGGUGGCCGUGGAGGGAGAAGAAGAAGAAGAAGAAGAAGAAGCGCCAGGCGCCGGAGUUGGGGAUCAGGCAGCUCCAGUCGAAGUGCAGCCUCCUGAAGUGCACCCAGUCUCGUCUGACGAAGUGCAGACGUUGGCCCCUGGUGAAGCAGAACAGUUCGACUCGUAGUUCUGUAUGCCCAGAGGACGUUGUUGAGCUCGUCUGCCCAUUUGGCCUUGUGUUGUUCCAGCCUUGGCUUGAUACCUU